Messenger RNA from Branchiostoma floridae (Florida lancelet), 1135 nucleotides. RefSeq names its product carbohydrate sulfotransferase 10-like. Gene Ontology annotation, cellular component: membrane. The transcript has 7 exons. The coding region runs from base 71 to 1087 and encodes 338 amino acids. The record is from RefSeq and is a predicted model, not a curated record. Gene Ontology annotation, biological process: carbohydrate biosynthetic process. Gene Ontology annotation, molecular function: sulfotransferase activity. Lineage: Eukaryota; Metazoa; Chordata; Leptocardii; Amphioxiformes; Branchiostomatidae.
UGUACCUCAUGACGCAUUUUACCCCAGCCUGGAACAAAGAGAUUCAACGUUUAUUUCCAUAUUGUACUACAUGAGACAAUUACAGAUGAAGAAAUUGCUGACCUUUCCGCGACUACUUCUUAUCGUGGCUGGUCUGUUGAUACUGGUGUAUAUAGGCUUAGAUAAACAUAUUUACAAGACAACUACAUCUUCCCACCAAGGUUUACGAAGUAAAGUUUUUUUAAGAAAUGGAAGCACCACUGAAAAAAUACAGGCUGAAAGAAUGGAAGUCUUGAAGAGUUACUGCAGGAAGAAAGGCACAAAAAACACGAAAUUACCAUCUCGAAGACGUUUUAUUGUUAGUGAAAGAUAUAAGCUUCUAUACUGCCAGGUCUUCAAAACUGGAAGCACAACUACAUUAACCAUGUUGCAUAACCUUGAGCACGGUGAAAGAAGAAAUACCCAUGAUAUGAGGGCUUUACUCGAUGACUUACCUUUUAAACGGCUCAAUACCUAUUCUGAUGAUGAAGUUCGGAUUCGCUUGGAGACAUACACCAAGCUGAUCAUCGUUCGCAAUCCUCUCGAAAGACUGGCGUCAGCAUGGGAGGACAAAUUUUACUACGCACCGUCACGAUUUGGAUAUCGAAAACAAUACCACUCCAUGUUGGAAACACUUUCCUCAAACACCUUAAAGACAAAGAUUGGACUUUCGAGCACACUACCUGAAGGCAGCGACAAUAAGUCAUAUCCAAUAGUUCCAUUCCCUGCUUUUAUCAAAGCUGUUGGUACAAACAGAACAGACUGGCAAGAUCCGCACUGGCAGUUGAUCUCCGACCUAUGUGCUCCUUGUCAUAUUAACUAUGACUUUAUCAUACACACGGAAACAUUAGCAGAAGACUACCCACUGUUCUUUAAAAAUGCUGGAAUCGUCGGGAGAGAAGACCAACUCCCUGAAGUUCGACAGAGGAAAGGCGAUACCUUGUUUUGGGACUUUUAUAAACAAAUACCUAUAGAAGACUUGUGGCGGAUAAAAGAGAAGUUUAGGGUGGAUUAUGAGAUGUUUGGAUAUGACUUUAAUGAUGAUAUUAGACGAAUGUUGGGUCGUUAAAAAUGAGAAUUAUUUUUGCUAUUAUUUUUUUUUUUUUUGGCUUCUGAA